This is a messenger RNA of Parnassius mnemosyne (clouded apollo), 4724 nucleotides long. The record is from the annotation of a GenBank genome assembly. NCBI's taxonomy places the organism in Eukaryota, Metazoa, Arthropoda, Insecta, Lepidoptera, Papilionidae.
GACUUAACUUGGUAACUUUAAGUUUCAGCUUCUCCGCUAGGAGUAAAGUAUUCUGUGCAGGCCCGUGACAGCUUAGUUCCAAUUUAUGCAACUUGGCGCUACCGUCGCAAAUUUGUUCUCUGCCUACGGACGCCAUUUUGAGCAUGUUGACACGCCAUAUUGUGUUAAUGUCAAAUCAUAUUGUCAAAAGUCAAAGUUAUCGAUAUUGAUUGAUUGCCGCCAUAACCGAAUUUUCCUAAGUUAUUACAAUAUUCUGUUUUUGUGCUGCUCGUGUGAAUAUUGCAUAUACCAACAUAAUGGUAUACAAAAAGUGUUGUGUUGGUGGUUGCAAUACAACACAUGAAACGCACCGGCUUUUCAGUUUCCCUAGGAACGAUAAUUUAAGAAAUUUAUGGAUGUCUUUCAUAGUGCCGACAAAUCCCCAGCUCAUUGCACUUUCCAAAGAACAGUUACUUAACAAACACGUCUGUGAAAAACAUUUUGAUAUAUUUCAGUUCGACAAUGAAGGCAGAAGACUUCGAUACUCCUACCCGUCCUUGCUUACUGACAAUGAAAUAGCUCAUGGUGUGCCUCUAAUUGCAACAGGAUGGGAUGUCACAACUGAACAUAAUUAUUGUAAAGUGCAAGAUGACGAUGAUUUCACAGAAGCUGUGGUAGUGAUUAGAAAGCCUGGAAGUGAUGUUACGAUUGAACACAAUUACUGCAAAGAGCAAAAUGAUUGUUCCAAAUCAUCGGUAGAGAUUGGAUCAUCAGAUGUUGGAAAUUCUCAUGAACAGCCUUCAUGUUCAAAUUUUUCAACUGUUGCAACAGUUGUAGAAAAUAAAGAUACAUUCCUGGAGCAACCUCCAAGUGCAAGUACCAAAGGCAUGGAGAUAGAUGUUCUCGAAGAACUCGUAGGAAUUGAUUCUAAUGUUAAUGUGGUGAAUCAAAUGUUGCCAAAAGGUAGCACAUGUACAAAAAAGCAAAAAGGUUCGGUGAAGAAAAUAGUAUCAAGGAAAAGAAAAUUGGUUAAAAUUUUGACUAAUAUUGCAACUGAAACUUUAAGUGACUCAGUAUCACAAAGACUUGAUCAAGCCCAAUCCCUAUCAAGAAAUAAAGACCUUUUGGAAAACUUUUAUUUGUUAAACAAACAAGCGCAGACUUUCUUGUUUAUGCAAUUAAAACAAAUUCAUAAAAGCAAAAUGGCCAGAAGGUUUACCUUAGAUGAAAAAUUAAUGGCGUUGCUCAUAAUGAAACAAAGCCCCAAAAGUUAUAAACUAUUAGAAAAAAUGUUUGCCUUGCCUAGUAAACGGACAUUAAAUAGACUUUCUGAGAAGGUUUCAAUACAACCAGGACUCAAUCCAUUAAUAUUUGAACAUAUAUCAAAUACAACCAAAAAAUGGGACACUAAACAAAAGCUAUGUACAAUCGUUUUUGACGAAGUCUCUCUAACACCACAUUUAACUUUUAAUGAAAAAGAUGAUAUAAUUAAUGGGUUUGUAGAUAUAGCUGGAGAGAGAAAACUGAAAUAUUGUGAUCAUGCUUUAGUUUUUAUGCUAAGAGGAAUAUGCUCUCCAUGGAGACAGAGUGUAGCAUUUUAUUUCUGUGAAGGCACAGUAUCAGCAGCAGAGCUGCAAUGCAUUUUAAAACAGAUUGUGCCCCAAGUGAUACGAACUGGGUUAAUACCUUUAGGUCUUGUUUGUGACCAAGGGUCCACAUUUCGAACAGCAAUAAGAAGACUUAGGGAAGAUACAAUUCGUAGGCGGAAUAUUCAAGGUGUUCAUGAUGAUGGAUCGGUUAAUAUUGCUGAUCACGAUUUAAGCAUAUUUUUUGACCCACCUCAUCUCUUAAAGGGUUUAAGGAAUAAUUUUUUAAAUAAAGAUAUAAUUUGGGAAGAAAAAACUGCCUCUUGGAAAGAUAUUGAGUUCAUUUUUGAUUUGGAUAGCAAAUUGGGGCACACAAGGGCACUACCAAAGUUAACGGCUCAUCAUGUUGAUCGCCAAAAGAUCAAAAAAAUGAAGGUCAGCGUAGCUGCUCAAGUAUUUAGUGCUCGAACUGCUGCUAUGCUCAAAUAUACAAAUGCACUCAAUUAUUUUCAUACUGCAAACUCUGACGCAACAAUGGCCACAACAGCAGAAGUUGUUGAAUUCUUCGACACACUGUUUGACAGCGUCAAUGGCUACCCGGGUGGUGUGCAAAGAGGAAAGUUAAGACGAGCGGUUAAACAAAAUUCACAACAUCACACUUUUUGGAUUGAGGCCAUUAAUAAAAUUAAAAAAAUGGUUUUUGUAGACACCAGUAGCAAACAUGCUACAAAAGCAGGAAAACCUCGACUUGUGCGAGUGCCAUCCCAACAAGGAUGGAUUACAACUCUUGAAAGUUUUAUAAGGGUCUCCAAAUUGUUAUUUGAACAGUAUAAUGUAGAAUAUUAUUAUCCGAGGAAUAUUAAUCAAGACCCAUUAGAAAAUUUUUUUGGCCGUAUAAGAGCUAUAAAUUAUAGAAAUGUUAACCCAGAUGCAAACACAUUUAUAUAUGCCUUUAAAUCUUUGAUGUUAUCUAACAUGCUUAGUCCACAUUCCAAAUUCUCUAACUGUGAAGAGGAUAAUGGAGAAACAUUAUUAAAUGUUAGUCUUUUUUUUAAAAACCUUCAUAAUAAUAAAGAAAAUGACUCGGAAAACACUGUCAGUAUUUCGCGAGAUCUCCCAUCUUCUUCACAAGCAAGUUCAAGAGAAAAGUUGCUGGUGAAUGAUGUAGUCAUGGAAAAAAUCAAAGUCCACUGCUCAGCUUACACUGCUGGAUACAUUUGUCGGAAAAUAACGAGAGCGAUUCGUUGUAAGGAUUGCAUCAAAACAUAUAUUAGCAGUACGGAGACAAACAUUCACUCUUACAUUAAAUUUAGAGAGUAUAAAUUGUUAAAAAAUAAUAAUUUGGCAUACCCUAACGAAAAAUUCCUUAUCUUGUACAGGGAUGGUACUCACUUUAUUCAUAACUAUUUGAAUUAUAGCUGUAUUGGAAGUAAUAUAAAAAGUAAUUUGAAAAGAAAAAUAUUGAGCACUUUGAGUUUUUCCUGCCUAGGGUGUGAUAAGCAUGCCUUAAUUGUAAAAAACUUUUUCACCAAUAUUUUAAUUAGAUUACAUGGACACAAUUGGUGCAACAUAAACAAUAAAAUAUUGAAGGGUGAUAUUGGUGAAAAAUAUGUAUCUAAAAUGGGUGAACCCCAAAAAUUGGCCUUAAAGAAGUAUAAAAGUCUUAGGUUAAGAAAAAAAUGUUUAAGUAAAUAAAAUGUUGAUGAAGUGACGACCUGGAUAUGCAGGUGGCUUAGGACCGUGCUUUGUGACAUUUCUUGGGGGAGGCCUACGUUUAGCAGUGGACUUGUGAAGCGCUGUAAUGAUGACGGUGGUUAAAUAGAAUGUUCGGAUUCCUGAAACGUAAACUCUGUUUCAGGUCCCCGCAAACCAAGUAUAUAACGAGGCGAUAUUGCGAAUAGCUAUGUUGUGUGUGCCGGACAGGUACGUGUGGUGCCGGAAGCGGCCCCCACCAUUCGAUACACCGCGCGCACGUACCUUCCAAACGAGGCCCACUGACCCGAGUGCUGCACACUAAAUAAAGUAGCUCAGGAUGUAGAUUUAUUCUGCUGUUCCUUGGGUGAAUUUACCUAAGUGACAUUAUAUUAUGUAUUAUGUUAUAAUAGUAGAUAAGUUGUGUUCUGUCCUUAUUAAAUUAGAUAGUUUUAUAUGCCUACACUGUCGUAUUAGGUACGCCUGUAAAGACAGAGGUAGAAAUAAAUAAAUAAAGUUACUCCCUAAAAAUUUCUGGUCUGUAGCAACCUAGAAUAUGCUUCUAUAGCGCGGAGUCGAUUUUAUGCUACAUUACGCUAUUAGCAUCUUGAGCAUACUUGUUAUUUUUAAUGUUGAUGUCGAUAUUUGUUUAUUUUUCAGAUGCUUAUCACGUAACAACCUCCAAGUGAAAGUACCAACACCAAGGAGAUAAAUGUUCUUUUUAAAAGUAAUUUAUGUUACCAUAUAACUUAGUUAUAUGAUAAUAUAGAUUACUUUUUAAUUACGAUUAUACUAAACUGUCGUUAACAGUAGCCAUACAGAGUUAAUACAUACAAUAUAGAUGUAUACAUUAUAUAUUUAUUCUUUAAUUUUGGGUUUAUGUAUAAGAGCAUAAAAUUCACAAAUAUUGUUUGUUUUCAGGAAUAGAAAUCUGAUGUGAAAAGCUGAUGUGGUGAGACAAAUGUUGCCAGAAGAUACAAAAUGUACACAUUGGCAAAAUGGUUACGUGGUGAAGAAAAUGAAAUAAAAGAAGAGAUGUUAAAAUUUUAAAAAAAGGUUGUAACUUGUGUGCAAAAAAAAGGGUGAACAAUCCUCACAAAGACUUGCUUAAUGUCCAAUCUAUUUUAAAACUGUAGAGAACUAUUUGAAAACCUUUAUUUUAUGUUAAACAAAUAACUUUCUUAUUAAUACAAUUAAAAUAAUUUUGUAAAAAAAAUGGCCAGGCCAAAAAAGUAACUUGAAAAGUAAAAUAUUAAGCACUUAAAUAUGAUUCAUGUGGUUUAAUUUGCUUUAUUUAAUGAACUAUAAAUAUUGCUCUGUUUCUCGUCAAAUUGUACUUAUUUAUGCACAAUGUUAUGUACGAUUUUCUAAUUUGUUUAUAUAACUUAAUGUGCCUUUAAUUUAAUCCUAAAAUUACGUAUGUAUAUGAUGUAGGUGUGCUUGAAUAAAAAAUAAAUGUUAAUGUAU